AUGACUCUCAUUUCGUCUAACACCUCAGUGAGAGGAAUUCCUAGUCAGAUUCAGCACUGGGAGAGUUUUGAAGUGUAUGACCCUGAACUUGAAGAUGUGGACCCAGAAGUUCCAAUAUUCUCGUGUGUACGUGGAGUUUUGUGGAGAUCUGCUGAUCUGGAAUACAAAAUGUCGAUUCUCCAGUUUUACGCCAUGUGCUUUGCUUCACAUUCCUCAGCUUCAAUGGCGAGCAAAUUACGAAAUAACAAGACUUGGGUGGCAAGUGUGGUGUUCUGCUUCUUGAUGUUGUCUUUUGUUCAUAUGACAAAGGCAGGUCAAGGCACAGUCACCCAAGCAAAGGAACUUGAGAUUCAAAAGCUAUUGAAUAAGUUGAACAAACCAGCCGUUAAGUCUCUAAAGCCAGCCUUUGAUCAUCCCAAGCUGAAAAAUCACAAAAUUCGGAUGAGGCCAACAUUUCUUCCAAAAGGAAUAAGAAGUUAUCCAGAAUCCAAAACAAUUGAUCAAACGUGGCACCAAAGUGGAAGUUGUCCAGAAGGAACCAUUCCAAUAAGAACAACAAAAGAUGACAUAAUGAGGGCAAGCACUUUCCAACGAUUUGGGAUGAAGGAUAACAAGAGUCUCCCUAAUUUGUCUAAGUCACUUUACUCUUCCACAAAUAUCCAUGACGUACUUAUAAUAUUGGAAAUGAAACCUUGUCUUGCGGGUAAGCAUGGCAAAAAGUAUGCCACAAUUGAAGUGGUGAAAGAUAAAUAUUAUGGAGCCAAGGCAACCUUAAACGUUUGGAAGACGAAUAUUCAAAAACGCAAUGAAUUCAGUCUGUCUCAAAUUUGGGUGAUGAAUCAGGAUGAUGAUGAUAAUGUGGAGAGCAUUGAAGCUGGUUGGCAGAUCCAACCAAUGCUAUAUGGGGAUGAUAGUCCAAGACUUUUUAUAUAUUGGACAGUUGAUUCAUAUGAAUGUACUGGCUGUUAUAAUCUACUAUGUUCUGGCUUUGUUCAAGUUUCCAAUGCAGUGGCAUUGGGAGGUGCCCUCCCACUAUUAUCUGUCUAUAAUGGCACUCAAUAUGGAUUUUCUCUCCUUAUUUGGAAGAUGGUGAUGGUGAUGAUGACAUCAACAACGAGCAGGAUCAAGGAAGUGGAAACUGGUGGCUGCAAUAUGGAGGUAAAAAUGCGGGAUACUGACCAGCUUCUAUGUUCGAUGACCUGUCCGAGAGUGCAACAGUAAUACAAUGGGGUGGCGAAGUGAUCAACAAGAAAUCUAAUGGCAGACACACAAGCACAGGAAUGGGAAGUGGCUAUUUCCCUCGUGUAGGGUUUGGGAGGGCUAGCUUCUUCAUGGAUAUUUCCACAGUUAAUAAAACUAAUUAUCUCGUCAAGCCUGAUCACGUCAGAGCUUAUGCCAGCAAACCUAAGUGCUAUGAUAUUAUGGAACUCAGCUAUUCUAGUAGUGACUGGGGGGCCUACUUCUAUUACGGUGGUCUAGGAAGAAACCCAUAUUGUCGAUAAUUUAAAAUACAAAUGAGAAAGAUAUUAUAAUAUGCAUGAGUACGAGGACUUAGAAUAAAAGUCUAAAGAUAUCUAUCUAUGUUAAGCAAAUAAAGGCAUGCAUUGUGUCUGUAGCCUUAUCGAUCACUAGUACUGUAAGGCCUCAUGCAUGGGAUAUAUUGUAUGCAAGCCCUGGCAAAAUAAGACUGGCCGGAGAAAAUUCAAUUC
Molecule: messenger RNA, 1709 nt
Organism: Prosopis cineraria
Lineage: Eukaryota; Viridiplantae; Streptophyta; Magnoliopsida; Fabales; Fabaceae
Exons: 10
Coding region: 1-1221 (406 amino acids)
Source: RefSeq, a predicted model, not a curated record